AUGUUGCCUACGCGCAGGACCAAUUCGCAAAAGCCGAAUGAUGAGCUGAUCGCGAGCUUCAAAGCCUCCUUUCCACAGCUUGGCCCCGUGUCUCGUGGGUCGGCGCCGUCGCAAAACACCACGUCUGCUCUCGACUUAGCGCUCCAGUAUGUUGAUCACCCGCAGUCGCGACUCAGUCGCUCAGAUGCGGUAGUCGCAUCGCACAUCACCGCCUGCCCCCCCCCCCAACCACCACGCGCCCUUGCUGACCACAACGCGUGCUGCAGUCAUUUUGGCGACUCCGAGGACGUGAAGGAUCAGGAUCCCACCCCUCGCGGUGCUGAGCAAUGGCGCUUCACGCCCUCGCUCAUGGAUCCGAACAGCUUCGCCUUUGCCUCCUUUGCCAACCAGCCACCGGGUUACUACACGCCCACGCCUGGCGGCACCAACACCAUCUACCACAGCCAGGCUGGCGAUCUGCACACGCCCGGCUUCACCAUGGGCCUGGGCACGCCGUUGUCCAUGCCCACGUCUGAGGGCGCUCUCCAGGCCGCCCAGUCGACUGGCCCCGCCAUGCACGGCUUCCAACCUCAUCCCAUUGCGCCUCUUCCCUUCCAGAAUACGAACCCGUUUGCCAUGCCUCAGAUGUCGCAGGCUCAGUCGUUUGCGCCCCACCAAUUCUCCCAUCAGCCUGUUGCGUUCGAUCCCAUGUCCCAGGCUGAAGAGCCGCCAACCGACGGCAUGCCAAUCGACAUCGACAUGCAAGAGCGGUCUCCCAUGUUCGCCUUUGAUCAAGGAUUCGGCGAGCACCAACGAUCCAGUCUUCUUCAGCAAAACAUCGAAAACUUCCGCUGGCAUGUAACGCUCAACGCACCUACUGCUAUGAUCAAGCAUGCGGACGAGGUUCCCGUCACAUAUCUCAACAAAGGCCAGGCCUAUUCCGUCUCAAUCGUCGACACUGCCCCGGCCUCUCCUCAGAAUGCCGGCGUCCCUGUCAAAUACAGGACGUACAUUCGCAUCUCCUUCGAAGACGAGCAGCAACGCCAGCGACCAUCAGCCUGCUGGCAGCUCUGGAAGGAGGGGCGUGGCACGAACGAAGCCCACCAGCGCGGCGGUCGCCUACAAGCGGUCGAAUUCGUUGAUCCGACUCAGGUUGGAGGAGGCGACGGUUCGACGCGUCCUCGAGUGGAGCUGGAGUCUGCGUCGUUCGACGGGUUCUCGGUGACCUGGACGCCGGCUACGAGCGCCAACGGCGUUGUUGAGUGCUCGGUCGCCGUUCGCUUCAACUUCCUCUCCACGGACUUCAGCCAUUCCAAGGGUGUGAAGGGCAUUCCGGUGCGGCUUUGCGCGAAAACUGAGGUGGUCGGUGCUCAGGCACCAGGCCUGGCGGAAACACCCCAGCUGGAGAUCUGCUACUGCAAGGUCAAACUUUUCCGCGAUCAUGGAGCUGAGCGCAAGCUUUCCAACGACGUCACUCACGUCAAGAAGACCAUCGACAAGCUGAAGCAGCAGAUCGCGCAAGCAGAAUCCGGCAUGAAGGAUUUUGGCAAGAGAAAAAGGGGAUCAAUUGCGAAAGCGAGUGCGAGUGUCAACGACCGGCCUGGCAAAGUCCCCAAACACAAGCGGACUUGGUCCAUGUCGUCUGCAAGCUCCACCGGCAACAGGCCUUCGGCAGAGGAGGAUCUACACCUCAAGCUUGCAACGCUCCAAGACAUGUUCACCUCUACCAGGCCUACAAGCAUCUUGUACUUGAAGGGUGAGGAGCUUGACGAUCCCGAUCUUCACCCGGUGCAUCUUACUGGAGAACCCCAAGACCUCACCAAGGUCGAGACUGGAGACUCGACGAUGUGGGACGGCCAGAGCAGAAAUUCCUCCAUUGUCUCGCCCACACCGAGCUCGCAGUCUGUCAACUCGGGCGAACGUCGCAGCUCAACGUUCCAGUCUUUCCCUCCGCCGUCGCGUGUAUCCUCGAACGAAUGGCGCAACAUGCCGCAAACAGCGACCGGUGAUAUCAAUUCGUUGGCUGUCCAACCAACUGUGUCCAAUAACCCUGUCAAAGUUCAAAAGGCGUCAGCAGACAAGUCGAUUGGGGGCUGGAUUGAUGCCCUUGGCGUUGAUCUUUCGUACCAGCCACCGCCGGAGCGAGCCAUCAAACCCAUUGCGUGCUUCUAUGUGCAACCAAGAUUUGUCGGGAGGCCACCCGAAGACAACUACUACCGGGCCGUGUACCUCAUGCAGCGCACGCUCAAGGACCUGGUCAACGGCAUCGCAAUGAAGUGCAAGCUCGAGCCGACCCGGGUUGUCCGCACCAUUCGGAUCAAUUCAAAGGGCCUCGCGAUCGCACUGGACGACAGCGACGUGCAGGAGAUGGCCGAGGGCCAAGACAUGACGGCCGAGUUUCAAGAGGUCCACGCUGACUCGCCUAUGAAACGCGAAUGGGACUCGGGAGCGACCGACUUGCAAGUCGACGGUGAGGUCGGCGCAAUCGAGACGACGACGACGUCUGGCUACGAGCUUCGCCUUCUCUUCUGA
Diplodia corticola is the source of this 2511-nucleotide messenger RNA. Its product is annotated as cp2 transcription factor. The coding region runs from base 1 to 2511 and encodes 836 amino acids. Gene Ontology annotation, molecular function: RNA polymerase II cis-regulatory region sequence-specific DNA binding; DNA-binding transcription activator activity, RNA polymerase II-specific. The record is from RefSeq and is a predicted model, not a curated record. Gene Ontology annotation, biological process: regulation of transcription by RNA polymerase II. Gene Ontology annotation, cellular component: nucleus. Lineage: Eukaryota; Fungi; Ascomycota; Dothideomycetes; Botryosphaeriales; Botryosphaeriaceae. The transcript has 3 exons.